Molecule: messenger RNA, 3044 nt
Organism: Alosa sapidissima (American shad)
Lineage: Eukaryota; Metazoa; Chordata; Actinopteri; Clupeiformes; Clupeidae
Product: zinc finger protein 501-like
Exons: 2
Coding region: 206-1393 (395 amino acids)
Source: RefSeq, a predicted model, not a curated record
AGAAACGGUAAGCCUUAUUAUAUUUUGCUAAGUUUGACUUGGUGAAUGUGGGCCUAUCGGACGGGUUAGUGAAGAUGACGUUACGUUUUUGAGGAAUGUGAAUGGAAUUCCUACAUGCAGCAGGGAUGAUGUGCUAUGUCGAGGGUAGCCUAAGAGAAAUGUUUGCAUGUCGGGCUUUACAUUAAAAACUGCUUACACUUGAAAGAUGGAGGAUGCCAAUAAGCGUGUCAAGACCUCGACCCACAGGAGAGGACAAGAUGGAGGAGAAAAGCGCAGACGUUGCUCAAAGAGGACCAACUCUGGAUCCCUGAAAACAGAUCGGGGGAUACAGAAAGGGAGGUGCUAUGACUGUUCACAGUGUGGGAAAAGUUUCUCCAGUACAUCGCACCUCAAUCGCCAUCAGAAAACUCAUACAGGAGAAAAACCUUGUAUGUGCUUGCAGUGUGGGAAACGUUUCUCGAAUGCAUCUAACCUCGCUCGCCAUCAAAAAACGCAUAUCGAAGUGAAACGUUACCACUGCUCAGAUUGUGGGAAAACAUUUCUUAAAUUGAGUAAAAUCAUAGAACACCAGAGAAUCCACACGGGAGACAAACCUUACAUAUGCCUGCAGUGUGGGAAAGGUUUCCCCCUGUCAUCAUUACUCACUCGUCAUCAGAAAAACCAUAUCAGAGAUCCAUCUUACCACUGUUCCGAUUGUGGGAAAGACUUUUGUAAUGGGACUAGAUUGAGAUUACACCAAAGAGUCCACACCGGAGAGAAGCCUUAUAAAUGUACAUAUUGUGGGAAAAGGUUCACCUUUUUAAGCUCUGUUACGGUACACGAGAGGAUUCAUACGGGAGAGAAACCAUAUCCUUGCACAGUGUGUGGGAAGAGAUUUGUUAACUCAAGUUCCCUUUACAGUCAUAUAAAAGUGCAUAGUGGGGACAAGCCUUAUGGCUGCAUGCUGUGUGGAAGUAGGUUUGCGAGAUCAGCAGAAUGGAAAACUCAUAACAGGCUUCACACUGGUGAGAGGCCUUACCAUUGCACACUGUGUGACAAGCAGUUUUCUCAGCACGCUCAUCUAAAAACUCACUUAAGAAUGCAUACUGGAGAGAAGCCAUUUCAUUGUUCGUUCUGUAAGAAAGACUUUUCCCAGAGCAGCCAUCUCAAGGUGCACCUCAGGAUACAUACUGGAGAGAAGCCUCACCAGUGUUCUCAUUGUGUAAAGACUUUCCACACAUUUAGUCAUCUUAGGAUUCACCUGAGAAGCCACACUGGGGAGAAGCCGUACCCUUGCUCCGUAUGUGGAAAGUGUUUCUCCCAGUCCAGUGAGCGUAAAGUUCACCAGCGGGGAAGAAAUUGCAAAAAGUCAGACAGCAUUGAAAGAACUAUGGAAACGGAUAAGAAACACUAAAAGGUGUUGGCCCCAGCUGUGGCGCAACUGGCUGGAGCACCGGCACCGUAUGCCGGCGACCCGGGUUCGAUUCCCGCCCCGUGGUCCUUUCCGGAUCCCACCCCUGCUCUCUCUCCCAUUCGCUUCCUGUCACUCUCCACUGUCCUAUCAUUAAAGGCAUAAAGCCCAAAAAAAUAUACUUAAAAAAAAAAGAAACACUAAAAGGUGUGAAUGUGGAUGCACUUAAGAAACACAAAAAAAGUGUUGGAUUUUUUUUUUUACGCCAUCAAACUGUAAGCUUUUUGAAGGUUUGGUAUUUCAUUGUGGAUCGAUUACUCAAAUAUAAGUGUUCAAAAUUAAGUCUGUAAUGCUUUGGAUUAAACAGAGCCUGGUAUAUUUGUUGUUGUUUCGGUCCGAUCCCUUCAUAAUAUUGUUUUCACAUAGUUCUCUGUUUCUCGAGGUCAUCGAGUACUGUAGGAAAAAAUAAAACCCCAGAAAACAAUCUGUUUUCCCUAGCUUGAGUUGCUACACUCUAAAAGCAUAUAAGGUGUCACCAACUUCACAAACGCAAAUUUACGAAUGUGUGCCAUCUUGGGAGUAUUGAAUAUUAUUGCUGGUAGCUGUGUGCCAUAUAGGGCAGCAUUAUAUGAAGAUCAUUUAAAUAAACAUGCCUAACUAUAUAUUUGUUGGUUAUAAAAAUGAAUAGGUCUACAAUAGACACAGUUGCUAAUUGUUCAUGUUGCAUGCUGCUUUCAUUUGGUGGACAAAUGACUACUAUGACAGCUACUAAAUAAAGCUGUCUUCAUAAGGUAACUGUAAACGUAAAUCGGUCUCGCCAGACUUUCAUUUAAAACUGUCUCUUACUGGAGUAGGAAGUAAUCAACAUCACAGGUGGAGACGUGCUUUAUUGCCAACUGUAAGCCAGAGGCAUAGCUUACCAUUAGAAAAGUUUGCAAGUUGCUAUCUGUCGAUGCGAAGUUAAGUUAAAAUGUGGCACACUGUGGAUAAAUUAGCUCUAACAACUUUUUGAUUUGAAACACGCAUAGCCUGCUUAUUGUGUUCAUUUAAGUCAGUUGUGGUUUAUGUUACAAUUAGAGUCACAAGUUUGGCACAAUCGUUCUGCACGUCAUAGAUGUGAUCGAGCACCACCAGACACUGUAAAUUGUCAUUUAUUUGGCCAUGUUGUGAAGUUGUGUGCUACGUUUUGAAGAGAUCGGGAUUAUGGUGUUUAUAUGAUGAGUGAUGAUGAAUCUUCGAAGUAAUGACACAUUUAUGAAUAAUUUAAGAUGAUUGUGUUUGUUUUGGAGAUUCAACAUAACACGAUGAGCCUUUCAGACAGGGUAAAGUAGCCUAUCCUGAAGUCAACAUAGCUAGGAUAGGAUACCAGCUGCAUGAGAACACGAGAGCUCAACACAAACGAACCGCUAAUAGCUGAUAAAAUAAUAUUCACCCACCUGACACAAAAUUAGCUGAACUAAUCUGUACACGGUCACGAUUCUGCCCAUCAUAAUUUUGAUUCAAUCAAUUUUUGAUUCAGUUUCAGUUUUGGGGCACUCAAUUUGUUUGCUCUUCUUGACUGGCAAUUGACUGCUCCGCUCAGUUUAAAAGUUUGCUUUCCUUGAUAAUGAAUAAUCUGUAAAACUGCAUAUCUUUAUUUUGUCUGGACUAUUAU